Vespula vulgaris is the source of this 7316-nucleotide messenger RNA. Its product is annotated as E3 ubiquitin-protein ligase KCMF1-like. Gene Ontology annotation, molecular function: zinc ion binding. The transcript has 8 exons. NCBI's taxonomy places the organism in Eukaryota, Metazoa, Arthropoda, Insecta, Hymenoptera, Vespidae. The record is from RefSeq and is a predicted model, not a curated record. The coding region runs from base 222 to 1793 and encodes 523 amino acids. Gene Ontology annotation, biological process: synaptic signaling. Gene Ontology annotation, cellular component: plasma membrane.
AGCGUAGGUCUAGUGUGACGUCACGGUAGCCUAGUUGGGUUAGGUUUUACGCUGGAAAUUCUAACGAAAAAUUUUUGUUUGACGAUUGAUGUUUUCCUCGUCGCAUUCACCGAACCGAGCGACGUAGCGAGCUGACGUAGUGGCGACCGGUGAUCGUGUUUUAUAAAUCGUGCGAUCGCGAAACCCCGCGCUGUCGACGUAUAUGAAAUUUUAAACGGAAAAUGAGUCGACAUGAAGGGGUAAGCUGUGACUCCUGCUUAAAGGGUAAUUUUCGGGGUCGCAGAUACAAGUGCCUCGUAUGCUACGAUUAUGAUUUAUGUGCCAGCUGCUAUGAAGGUGGUGCCAGUACUACACGCCACCUUACCGAUCAUCCUAUGCAGUGUAUUCUUACUAGAUCUGAUUUUGAAUUGUAUUAUGGUGGAGAAGGUGUCAGUGUAGAACAACCUCAAUCUUUAACUUGUCCUUAUUGCACAAGAAUGGGUUUUACUGAAGCUACUUUGCAAGAACAUGUUGCUGCGGAUCAUCCAGACACUUCAUUUGAAGUUGUCUGUCCAGUUUGCGCAGCUUUACCAGGUGGGGAUCCCAAUAAUGUAACAGAUGAUUUUGCUGGUCAUUUGACUUUGGAACAUCGUAGUGGACCAAGAGAUCUCAUUUCUCUUCUGGAUGAGCCAGCCUCAAGUCGACAUGGAGUCAGACGAAUACCACACCCAUCCAGAGGCGUAGGAGGGCAACGUCCACGCAGGUCCAACAUGCAUUUCAGUUCGUCUGGAGGCUUAAGUCCCAGUAGUCGAGAGGGUAUAGAUCCAAUCGCAGAAUUGUUAUCGCAAUUGUCGGGGGUUCGUCGAAGUGGUGGUGGUACAGGACAAAGUUCUUCAGCACCGUCUCAACUACAGCAGUUGCAAAUGCAGUUACAGUUGGAACGGCAACAAGUUAGAGCUGCUAGGCAACAGUUGGAACGGUUGCCCAGGAGACAGACACAGGUUAUUGGUUCAGUUAGUGGAGGAGGUGGUACAAGUGGUGGUCACUCUACUAAUAUGGCAAGUGUAGUGGCAAGCAGUACAAGUAGUAAUAACAAUGCAACCAAUGUGGCCAACUCAUCUGUUGUUUCAUCUACCAACUCACAGAGCUCAAUGUUUCUGUUGCCUAGAUGCAUUACAACUACACUGUCUGAUUCACAAUUGCAAAAUGUUGAACGCGAGAGUGCAAACAGAAGCCUCUUCGUUCGUGAACUUAUUCUUGGGACACUUUCGCAAACAUUGCCAGAUUUGCUACAACAACAACUGUCCAUUGCACAGACACCAAUAUCAAGUGCAACUACUGCCACGACAAGUCCUGAAACACCAAAUGCAAAUGCUUCCACGAUUCCCACGAAAAAAUUAAAUGUAACUCAAGAAACAAAACGAGAUCAAACAUCAAGUAAACAUGUAACGCCACCCCCUGUGCAGCAACAGCAGCAAUCGCAUAUCGUGCAAGCUGCAACUGGUAGUGUCGGAACAGGUCUGCAAAAUCAAGGAUUGUCUACAAAUUCUAAUAGUAUCACGUCGCAGAAUCCACCUAUGGUUCAAACGUUGAUGCAUAGUGUAUUACCCCAACCACUGGUACUGCAGCAGCCACUGCCUCCACCAAUUAGGAAUACUGGUACUGGGACCAUCAGAGAACCCAUAGCAAGCCCGGCACCUGCAUACCUGAGAGGUGGAGUGGGUCCGGUUGGUGUUACAGGUCCUUCACGUAGAAAGCCAGUUAGGGCUGUAGAUGGAAGAAACCAAUCUACGGAACCUCCACCCCCGCACUAACCCCUCCUUAGCCUAUACCCAUCCACCCUGAUUCCUCACAGGACCCUCUAGCACUAGUCCUAGCACUGUUUAGAACACCUCAUCAUUAUUGUUAUUAUUAUUAUAAUAUUAUAUAUUAAUAAUUAUUCAAAUGUCCCCUCCUGAUCCUUUUUGCCCUUCUAUUUUCCAAACUCUAAUCUCGUUACCUUUUGCCAUUAUGUGACAUGGAACAAGGGCAAGGGCUAAUUUCAUUGUUGUAUGCAGAAAAUGUAUAUAACUUCUUGCAGUUAUGCUCGGAAUAUGAUUCCUUUGUUUAAUUUUGUUUCGAUUACAGCGAGUCUUGCCACGUUCUUUUAAACCACUAUAUGAGUUUAUCGAUAAUCGAAUUUAAUCCAAAUUAAUGGAUCGCUUCUUAAAAGCAACAACAGUAUAUGUUUAACGGUUUCGUAUAUAAUGAAAUGAUGAAUCUUUAAGACAUCAGCGGAAAAAUAUUUGGUAUCCGAUCGGUUUCAAAUUAUAAUGCGAUGCGUGUCAUAUUAUUUCAUUGCUUCUUAUAAAGCACCAAAAAUCAUUUUUGGGUCAAUUAAACACAAUUGACUUUUUUUCGAGUAGUAAUAUGUUACCUACUAUUUACUCAAAAAGUUACAGUAUAUUUAUAAAAUAUUUAUAAUCAAUAUGCCUGGGUUGGUCCAUGAUACUAAUUUUUUAAUUUAUCAUUUUCCGCUCCUUUCUCCUUACGUAAUUUAUCUGUAACGAGAAAGAAUUUGUGUCAAUAUUAAUAUACUAAUCACUUCUCAUAUAUUAGGUUGUUCAUUUAGUUAUACAUUAUUUCUUUUGCGAUUUUUAAUACUAACUAUAUGUUUAAAUUUACUGUUACGUCUUACUGUAAACUUGAAAUAAAUUAAUUUAGGUUUCAAUGAAAUUAUAGUUUUCAAUAUAAAACACACACAAUGUAUUUGGAUAUAUCAUUAAUUAAGUCACAAUCGAUUAAAUUUUCCAUAUAACGUGUGUUAUCGCUAAUAAACAUUAAUUAAAGUUUGUGUCUGUGAGAGUUAGGAGGCCUAGUUUCUAAUAGCAUCAAGGUUGAGUUUCAUUGACCAGCCCAUUUAAAAAAAAAGAAAAAUCAAUGAAAAAGCUUAAAAUCUUGUCGUCAAAUUAAGUUAUUCGAUAUCAAAUUGAAAUUAUUAUAAAUGGAUUUGAAAGAUAUUACAAUUAAAAAUUAAAUCGACGUGUACACACGCGCGCGCCUUAUUUGUAUGUAUAUAAUGUGUAUGUAUACAUAUAUAUAUGUGUGUGUAUAUAUAUAUGCAUGCGUAUGUAUAUGUAUAUCAAAAGUAUAAUAAGGAAGAUUUUAAGCAGUCCAACAUAUUUUUUAUUCAUUUGUCGAAUCAUAGUAUUACGUAAGUACAUACAAUCGUUGUGUCAAUAUCGACCCUCUUUCCUCAAAGCAUGCCCUUGUCCUUGAAAUUCUAAUCACUCCAUUUUAAGCUACACGUCAUAAUGAUAAUAAUGAUAAUGAUAAUUAAGAAUAGUAAUGAUAAUAGUAUUGUUUGUACGCGUGUGUUAUGUCGAAGCCAAGGGCGUAAAACGAAAUAGAGGCAAUAAUUUAUUGCUUUUUCUAGAGGAAAGACAAAAAAAAAGCCGAAAGGAUUUUUCAUGAUUAUGUCUAAAAUAUGAGUUCACACAGAAAUAUUCAAAUUUAUAGACAUGACAAAAUCAGAUUUUGCAUGGGACGCAUACAGAUACAUUCGAUACUCAAAAAAGAAAUAUUAUAAAGAAUAGAAUCAAACAAAGCUCCUAUAAUUGAGCGUCGACUGAUAUGUCGAUAAUUGGCUCCUUCCCCUAGUCUUUACGCAUGUUUUGUUUUCUCUCUCUUUCUUUUUUUCUUUCAUUUUCUUUUUCUUCUUAUAAUCCUUUACUUUGUAAUUAGUUCUUCUUCAUUUCCUAUUUUUUCUUUUUUCAUAUAAUUUUAUUUGGGUGUGUAUCUACAAGAUGUGGAUAAGAGUUUAAAAAAACAAUAAAAAAAGAGGAAAAUCUAUACAGUUAAAGCAAAUGAAAUAAAGAACAGAAAAAAUGAAAAAGAAAUGCACACAUAUAUACGCAUAUAUGUGUUUGUAUUUACGUAUAAACAUACAUAUAUUAAAAAAUUUACAGACGCGUGCGUGCGUGCGUGCGUAAGCUUGUGAACAAAAAAAAAAAAAACAAAAAAAAAAAGAAAAAAAUUAGUAAAAUAUGUAGUAAGUGAUUUUUUCUUAUUUUGUAUAGCCCCUUUUAAAACUAAUUAUCUCUCUUCUCUGUCUGUCUAAUAUAAUAUCGUUUACAAAUAACUUUGCAGUGUUGGACACAUUAGGAUAGGCGUUAAAAAUUACGCCUAAAAAUUUAUCUUUUAUUUUCUAAUCACAUCCGUAUCGUAUUAAUUGUUUUUCUUUUAUCUACCAUAGUUAUCGAUAUAGAAAAAUAAUAUUCUUUUAAAAAUUAAAAUCCACGUUCUAUGUUUAAUGCAAAUUACACGCCUUCGUAACGUAUAGUAGAUUUACAAUAAUAAAAAGAUAGAAAAGGGAUGCGUACUUACUAAUUGUGAAAAAAGAAAUGCAAGAAAAAUAUCAAGGAUUAUUAUCCUGCGAGCUAAUUAAUAGCGAGCAAUUUUGCUUGGUAUUAAAAUAAAAAAUAAAACGCUGAUGUAUUCAGGGAUAGAUCAAAAGAAAAAUAUAUGUUUAAACGGACAAAUAGAAUGAUCAAAAAAUGGGACUCAUUGAAAUCGAGUAUCAUGAAAAUGAUAAACUGACUUAUCGUUAGAACGAAGCAAGACUUUUAUGUAUCAAUUUGAUACCAAACAAGAGUUGGUCCAAAGAUGUUAUAUCAUAGACAGAAUUAUAUUGUUUCGCAAGUAUAAUAGAUAUCUAUAUUUUUUGUUUUAUUUUAUUUCCAGUAUUAUUUGUUAGUAAAAGAUAUUUCCUGUAGUAUGUGUGAUCGCUCACAUCGUAAGAAUAGAGAAUACACGUGGGAUUUGAGAUAAUUUUCGUUCGAGUAGGAAAAAGAAAAAGAAAAAAAGAAAAAAAAACAAAAGAAAAUGAGAUUCUUUCCCUUGUUUUCCCUGUCACUCAUAAACCCCCAAAAAAUCCAUUCCCUUUCAGUUUCAACGGGAGUCCUUAUGAUCUCGUUAAUUAAUAUAACAAUUAAUAUAACUCAAUACGAUUAAGUUUCCGAUUAUUUGACGUAAUUCGAAAAGAACGAUACAUAAUUUACUUGAAAAGAAAAUACGAAUACUUCGAUAUCAUUGUCACAGAUAUCUACAGUUACAGUUUUGUUCGUUGCAGCUUUGAAAGUCAUUCGUUUUACCAUUAACCUUUGGCUUGCCGUACAUACUAAUUGGGAUUCAACUGGAAGCAACGGAAAAUAGAUAUAUACAUACAUACACACUACUUUUUAUCGUACGUGGCGUAUUUAAAAACGUAUUUUAUACGUUUCCGAAUUUACUUUUCAUGCAUUCUACAACGAGUUUCUAGAAGAUCGAAAUUCGACCAGCGUUCAACCACCUCGUCUAGAGAAAACGUUAUAAACUUUACGUGUAAAGGAAACAAAAUAAAAAAGACAAAAGGAAAAUAAUACAAAGAAACUAGAAAAACGGAUAUGCUCGUGGCGUAUUUUCGCUUUAUCCGAGAAAAAUACUGAAAAUUUUUGAAAAAGAAAAAAAAGGAAAAAAACAAGAAAUAAAUAAAAAACAAAAUAGAAAGGCGAGAUAAACUUCCUCUGAUUACGACUUCUAUCUGGAUCUAACUUGUUAUACUUCAAACGACGUUGUCUAUCGCACGUGUGUAUAUGUCGAAGACUUCUAUAACGUUUUUAUGCAUAUGUGCAAAGUGCAUAGAACAAAUGCAUGUAACCUUCGAGUGUAACAAAACGGAUGGAAUAGUAUGAGAAGCAAAGUAAAAAAGCAGCUUUUUGCCUUUGUACCUCGAUUCAUUUUAAGCGAAAGAACUUCUUUAAAGAGCGAGAGAGAGAGAGAGAGAGAGAGAGAGAGAGAGAGAGAAAGUGAGAAAGAACAAGACAAAGAGCAGCGAGUACUACUUAUUGUAUACACAGUGACAUACUUGCAAGUAUUUGUUAAGAACAAAUACUCUUUUUAUUAAUGACGUCCACACGAACGUAAAAUGCACUUUUCCUGUUAUUUGGUAUGCAUCCGAGAGUUUUGAUCGAACAUAUUACGAAUGUUACGUGUGCGUGCGUGCGUGCGUGUAUGUGUGUGUGUACACAUACUAGAAAUGAGUUUGUUAAAAAAAAAAGAUGUGAUCGGGAGAGAAGGCCCAUGCGACACAUAAAACUCGACGUAAAGAUAAAACGAUCUAAUGUUUAUAGGAAUUCGACGAUUUUUCGUAAUGUUAUCGCACGAUGCUGUUCCUUAUUUUCUUAUCUAUUAGUCUUGAUUUAAGGCUUAUAUCUAGAUAGUGAAUAACUACUGCGGAUAAAGGCCAAUUGUAUGUGUGUGUUUGUAUAUAUAUACACAUACAUACACAUUUACAUACAUACAUAUAUAUGUAAGCAAUCAUGGGUGAUUUCAAUCGAUGCUAUAUGUGUAUGUGUGUAAUAAGUCACAAUUAUUAAAAAAAAAGAAAAAAAGAAAAAAAAAGAAAAAAAAAUAAUGAAAAGAAACCUUUACUUUUGGGAUCACGAUACGUCUUCAUAUUAUUAGAAAUUUCCUACUGUCGUAAAACAAAAAAGAUUAAUUAGUUUUCUUCUAAGUAACUUUUCGUACGGACACAUGAUGAACCGCAUAAGAUUGAUGAUCGUGAUCGUUACCGUUGUUCUAAUCGUCAUCUCAAUUUUUUCGUUUCCUUCGAACAACGUGCGAACGUUAAGGAUUCUUUUCACGAAUAACUCUUUGCAUAAAAAAGGAAAAGAAAACAACAAUAUUCCAUUCGAUUAUAAAAGAAGACAUUUGAGUUAUUGAGAAAUUUAAGGUAAAUGAGUGUAUUGUUUAAGAUAAAAUUGAUUCGACAUCUUUUUUUAAAUUACGUCGGGUUACGAAGAUCGGUUUCGCGUGUUCUUUGUCUAUUUCUACUCGAAAUAAUUUCAAGAUUCAAGAAGUCGAAGAAGACGGAUGGGGCAAAUUUGUUGUUUUUUUUAAUGCGUUCCACUUUUCUUUCGAUUCGUAUUUUUGAAAUGAAAUGAGAAUGUAUAUCUUAAAAAUUUCGAAAUUCGUAAGUCUCUCUACCGGUAAAUUUCUCUGUGGAUUUGGAUUUGCUGCGUUUCUUUAUCUUUUUUUUUUUGUAAACUUCACGAUUAUAAUCGAAAGAUAUGCACGUACGUAGGUACGUAUACAUAUAUACGAAUGAAAGAAAUGUGAAAGUAUGCAAACGAUAAAGAAGACACUGUGGGUGAUGAAGACGUUUACGUGGAAUGGUGUUUGACGAACAUUACUACUAAAGUACUAAUAGAGAAUUCAAAUGAAAUCUUAUACAUAAUAAGUAUUAAACUGUACAUUGUGUUUGAUUGUACUUUGUGUUAUACGCCUCUGAUGCUGAAUAUAAUGGAAAUUCAAUCGGA